AUGCCUCGCCGAGCAGAUGAUCCCAAUCUAGCUGUCGCUCCCAAUUUCCAAUCACCCGAAUAUGCAGAAGCGCGAGCCCAAAUCACCAGUGACGCAGUCGACGACCAACAAGCGGCUACAAUUCUAGCCAAUCUCUGGCGCAUCCAAAACGACGCAGACAAGCGCAAUUGGGCGGCUAGACUAGAAGCUGAAGCACAAGAAGCAGAAGCAGAGCGCAGGGAGGCAGCCGAAGAAGAAGCCCAGCGCCAACUAACUCUGAAAGCUGAACAGGAAGCCGCUAUCCAGGAAGAGUGCAAGAAGAACAAGGCCAAAUACGCCCCGAUCAAGGACAUAGAAGUUCCUUCUGACCCCAUCAUCCUCCCCUGCCAAUACGCCAUACGAAAAAUGAAGUCCGGCGAGUACUGCGAAUUAUUCUACUUCACUAACAACGGCUUGGAGGAAGCAUCCAGAUCUACCUUCACAGCGGAUGAAGACGCCCUCGUCAUGAUGCCUACCUCAGACGGUCUACACAAAUGGAUCCCCGCCAGCGCCGCCAGAGACCCCAAAGCACAAGUCAUCAAAGAUGAAAAUCUGACUUGGGAACAGUUCAAUGAAUCCGCCCCACGCAUGAUCACCCUCAUG
Suillus clintonianus is the source of this 621-nucleotide messenger RNA. RefSeq lists its product as uncharacterized. Lineage: Eukaryota; Fungi; Basidiomycota; Agaricomycetes; Boletales; Suillaceae. The annotation marks the transcript as partial. The transcript has a single exon. The record is from RefSeq and is a predicted model, not a curated record.